This is a messenger RNA of Hemicordylus capensis (graceful crag lizard), 3156 nucleotides long. RefSeq names its product potassium inwardly rectifying channel subfamily J member 15 (gene KCNJ15). Gene Ontology annotation, biological process: potassium ion import across plasma membrane; regulation of monoatomic ion transmembrane transport. NCBI's taxonomy places the organism in Eukaryota, Metazoa, Chordata, Lepidosauria, Squamata, Cordylidae. Gene Ontology annotation, cellular component: plasma membrane. Gene Ontology annotation, molecular function: inward rectifier potassium channel activity. Bases 810 to 1937 code for a protein of 375 amino acids. The transcript has 6 exons. The record is from RefSeq and is a predicted model, not a curated record.
GGGGCCCCCCAGAGGCACCUCACGUGACUCCCCAUUGCCCCCUGCCCAGCCCCAAGGCCCCUCAGCCACUUGCCCUGUUCGCCCUCUCUCCAGCUUGUUCUCCUGGUCGGCAAUCGAGCAGCAGACACGCUGCAAAGAGCUGCUUUCCUCCCGCCUCUCAGCUGAUCGGCGGGUGGGCGGGGCUUCCACGGAGGUCUGGUGUAGGCCUCUGUGAAUCCUGAACUCCAGUAGGGCCCAAGCCAGCCAGGAAGGAGGAGGCAGCCAGAGAGGCCUCCACUGUUCUCUGCAGCAGAAGACCCCCUGCUGCCAGAUUACUGACACAUAUACUUGUGUGCACUGAUGAAACACAGCAUAAAAAGGACUGAUGCAACUUAUCUUUUAUCAUAGUAAAGGAUUCCAGAUAAACACAUUAAAACGGUGUGAGAUGGACUAAUUUGUACACUCUGUUGACAUGUACAAUGUACCCCCUGAUGUGGAGGCCACGUGUGAUUACUUCAUGUGAGGGCUGUUUCCACAGGUAAUUCCAACUCAGACUCUUACUAACUUGUUUCUGACUGACAGCGAGGACAAGGAGUCUUGGGGUUCCAGUCGAGGGGGAGGAGGGCUUUCAGAAGCAGACAUAUAUACAUUACCUGAAGGGCACACAAUCUCUGAUGAAGGACCAUCCAGCUUGUCAUGAGAGAAACUUCAAGAAAGGAAUUUGAACUUUGCUCCUUUACAGGUUACUCAAAAUACCUGGGAAGGAAAGGCUGCUGAAUGCUGAUGAGAUUCUGUCUACGAAAGAAAAAUAAAGGUCUGAGGCGCUGACAAUGGAGGCCACCCAGAUUAACAUGUCACAUACCCCACAAGUGAAUGGCAGCAUCAGUGCAAAGCUGAAGAGAUGUAAGCCUCGUGUGGUGUCAAAAAGUGGUCACAGCAAUGUGAGGAUUGACAAGGUAGAAGGCAUUUACCUGCUUUAUCUUCAGGAUCUGUGGACCACUGUCAUCGACAUGAAGUGGAGAUAUAAACUUACCUUGUUUGCUGCAACUUUUGUAAUGACUUGGUUUCUUUUUGGAGUCAUUUACUAUGCCAUUGCAUUUCUUCAUGGAGAUCUGGAAGGGAACAAAUAUCCACGCAAGCACAUCCCCUGUGUCAUGAAUGUAGACUCAUUAACUGGGGCAUUUCUCUUUUCUUUGGAGUCCCAGACAACCAUUGGUUAUGGCUUCCGUUUUAUCACUGAGGAGUGUCCCCAUGCCAUUUUCCUCUUAGUUGCUCAGCUGGUUGUCACAACACUGAUUGAGAUCUUCAUCACUGGGACCUUCCUAGCCAAAAUUGCCAGACCUAAAAAGCGGGCCGAGACCAUUAAAUUUAGUCAUUGUGCUGUCAUCACUAAACACAAUGGACAGCUUUGUCUUGUGGUCCGAGUGGCAAAUAUGAGAAAGAGUCUUCUAAUUCAGUGCCAGCUGACUGGAAAACUUCUACAGACCUAUGAAACCAAAGAAGGAGAGAGAAUCCUGCUCAAUCAAGCCAGUGUCAAAUUCCAUGUUGAUUCCUCAUCAGAGAGUCCUUUCUUGAUUUUACCAUUGACUUUUUACCAUAUAUUGGAUGAGAGCAGCCCUUUAAGGGAUCUUACAUCUCACAACUUAAAGGAAAAAGAUUUUGAACUUGUUGUCCUCCUGAAUGCCACAGUAGAGUCAACAAGCGCUGUCUGUCAGAGCCGAACUUCAUAUAUUCCGGAAGAGAUCUUCUGGGGUUAUGAGUUUAUGCCUGUGAUCUCUCUGUCUCAGAGUGGAAAAUAUGUUGCAGAUUUUAGUCAGUUUGAGAAAAUCAGAAGAAGUGUAGAUUGUACCCUGUACAGUAUGGACUCAGAAAAGCAAAAACUCGAAGAGCAAUAUAGGAAGGAAGACCAAAGAGACAGAGAACGCAGAACAAUGUUUUUACAGCAAAGCAAUGUUUGACUACUCAUCAGUCACUUCCUAUAACUAACAUUAUACAGUACUGCAUUGAACCCUCCCCCUAUAAGUGGAAAGGGAGCAAAGUUUUGUCUAAACAGCUGUAUUGUGAAGUGUAUCUACUUCAUUAUUGGAAUUCACUGUUAAGUAUUUUGUUUAUUAGGUGAAGCUAUUUUUGUGUAUAAGGUGAAUUUUUCUUAAGCUUUUACCACAUACCAACAUUCAUAGCAAAUGUAUUGCAUUUCAGUUGAUAUGUGGAACACAUUUCUUCAGCUAUUUAUUUGAUAUAGUUUAGUUCUAUACUUACGUAGGAUAAAGAAGUUUGAAGGGCUAUGUACCCUUUUUAAUGGAAGGUGUUUGUUUGCUUAGGUUUCAUAUUAGUUAAGAAAAGGAAAAUACCAUUCAUUCUAUGAGAAAAAAAUAGUAGAGUAGAAAUCCAUUUUAAAAAAACCUUCAUUGAGAGAUAGCUGUUUGUACAAACAGGCAGCCUCAACAAAUGGCUGCUGCAAUGCAGUAAGGGCUUGGGAUAAGCUUUGAGCAAAAUACACUCAAGUCAAUGCAGACUCCCAUCUAAGUAGAAUCCUCAAAUCUGCUUAGGGGUUAUCCAAACACAACUGUCUAUAGAAGCUUAUCUCCACUUGACCAGUGUAAAUUUUUAUGCUAUGGCUGAAGACUAAAGGAUCAGGUUGAAGGGGUAAGAAAAAGAAAAAGCAGACAAAGACCCAGUAUUGCCCUAAAUCCUCUUGUCAUUUUUGGCAAAGAGCAGGGCAAGAAGCUCAAUGGAAGCCAUAUAUUUACCAUAACAAUUUGUUAAUGCAGGGGUUCCAAGACUGGGUGGCCAAAUGUUGGGCUACAACUGAUAUCAUCCCCAGCCACAAUGACCUUUGGCUAUUGUGUCUGGGGAUGAUGGGAGUUGUAGUCCAACAACAUCUGGGAGUCCAAGGUUUGGAACUCCUGUGCUAAGGGAAAGUCUUCCCUUUCACAAAAUGCCUACCUAAAAGUCCACCAGCUUCUUGAUUCAGAUUCCAGCAUAAUUUCUUCCUGAUAUGCAGGUCUAGCAAAGGGGAACCAUCACUUAUCCUGCAACACAGAUGAUCAGGCUAUAAGUUUAAAUAAUUUGAAGAUAUUCUGCCCUGGAAUGCUAUUUUCAAUUAAAGGGGGGGGGGACCUUUGAAGGGAAGCUUUUGGAAAGAUCUAAGGAUGGGCUUGAAAACAGUUGCAGAAA